UCGCGCCGUCCUCGCGCUAGCCGCUCGGCUGCGGCGGUGCUGAGGGAGUAGCUGACGCGGAUAUAGACGGACCUGCUGAGCGGCUGAGGGUGUACAUGGGACUGAGGAGGGGAUGGCUGAAUGAGUAAAGUGUUUGCCAUGACAGCCUGAUUUCUGAUCCCCAGCAGGACCAGAGUGAGGGCAGCAGGAACUACUCAGCAACAAUGUCUUCAGAGUUGGAGACCUCGGAGGGGGUAGACGAAUCAGAGAAGAACUCCAUGGCUCCAGAAAAGGAAAACCAUGCAAAAAUGGCAGACCUUUCUGAGCUCUUAAAGGAAGGGACCAAGGAAGCACAUGACCGGGCAGAAAAUACCCAGUUUGUCAAAGACUUCUUGAAAGGAAACAUUAAAAAGGAACUAUUUAAGCUGGCCACUACUGCACUUUACUUCACAUACUCGGCCCUUGAGGAGGAAAUGGACCGCAACAAAGACCACCCAGCCUUCGCCCCCUUGUAUUUCCCCUUGGAGCUACACCGGAAGGAAGCACUGGUCAAGGACAUGGAGUAUUUCUUUGGUGAAAACUGGGAGGAGCAGGUGAAGUGCUCCGAGGCUGCCCAGAAGUAUGUAGACCGGAUUCACUAUGUGGGGAAGAAUGAGCCAGAGCUUCUGGUGGCCCAUGCUUAUACUCGUUACAUGGGGGACCUUUCGGGAGGCCAGGUGCUCAAGAAGGUGGCCCAGCGGGCACUGAAACUCCCCAGCACUGGGGAAGGGACCCAGUUCUACCUGUUUGAGCAUGUGGACAAUGCCCAGCAGUUCAAGCAGUUCUACCGGGCCAGAAUGAACGCCCUGGACCUGAAUUUGAAGACCAAAGAGAGGAUUGUGGAGGAAGCCAACAAAGCUUUUGAAUACAAUAUGCAGAUAUUCAGUGAACUGGACCAGGCUGGCUCCAUGCUGGCCAGAGAAACCCUGGAGGAUGGGCUCCCCAUACAUGAUGGGAAGGGAGAUGUACGUAAAUGCCCCUUUUAUGCUGCUCAGCCAGACAAAGGUACCCUGGAAGGCAGCGGUUGCCCCUUCCAGACAGCCAUGGCUAUACUGAGGAAGCCUAGCCUUCAGCUCAUUCUAGCUGCCACUGUGGCCCUGGCUGCUGGACUCUUUGCCUGGUACUACAUGUGAAGGACCUGCCUAUUGUUUGCAUCUUACCCCAAGUGACCUGUUCCAUCCCCAUCUCAACCUCUGACAAAAACUACCACCUCAGGUGACUUUUCUAAUGCUGGGUUUGAGAAAACAAGCAACCAAUAAAAGCCAGACACUAGAGCCUCUGCCUAGCAGCAUCUUCUCUUGCCAGCCAGGUGCACACCAGACACAGGCUGUCACUGCAAGGCAGCCUUGGACCUCUGAUCUGGCAGUGCUUCCGGACUUGUGCCACUUAGGAAGCCUGGGCACAUUCUCUUCACUCUUACCAGCACUUGGAGUAGUAACUGCCUUGCUGGGAGCUCGCUGCCCACACACCCAGGCUUUGUGGGAAAGGGCCAUGCCAGCUGAUGAUGGUUCACUUUUCUAAGCCUCAGGGAGUCUUUUGGGAUGGAAGCCAUUCUUCAAAGCCCUCAAAAGCUUAUCCUGCUCAACGAUGAUUUCCCUAAGAAGUCUGUUAGCCUGAGCUAAUUGGUAUACUUGAUAGUGCUCUAAAAACAGAUGCUACACACUUCCCUCCUUCCUCGGACAGGGUAGUCUUUUACAAACAGUGGCAUGUUGCAUACAAAUUGACUUUUGAUGACAGCCCCCACCACCUGCCAUCUCUGACC
This is a messenger RNA of Acomys russatus (golden spiny mouse), 1780 nucleotides long. It is a transcript of the gene Hmox2, whose product is annotated as heme oxygenase 2. The transcript is spliced from 7 exons. Gene Ontology annotation, molecular function: heme oxygenase (decyclizing) activity; heme binding. NCBI's taxonomy places the organism in Eukaryota, Metazoa, Chordata, Mammalia, Rodentia, Muridae. The record is from RefSeq and is a predicted model, not a curated record. Gene Ontology annotation, biological process: heme catabolic process; heme oxidation; response to oxidative stress. The coding region runs from base 204 to 1151 and encodes 315 amino acids.